This is a messenger RNA of Kwoniella mangroviensis CBS 8507, 1818 nucleotides long. RefSeq lists its product as uncharacterized. Gene Ontology annotation, cellular component: cytosol; preribosome, small subunit precursor; nucleus. The transcript has 5 exons. Lineage: Eukaryota; Fungi; Basidiomycota; Tremellomycetes; Tremellales; Cryptococcaceae. Gene Ontology annotation, biological process: ribosomal small subunit export from nucleus; ribosomal small subunit biogenesis. The record is from RefSeq and is a predicted model, not a curated record. The coding region runs from base 1 to 1818 and encodes 605 amino acids.
AUGCCUCCUAAGAAAUCAAUCUUCAGGCAGCCCAAUGCCCAACAUUUCCAGCUCGUACACCGUUCUCAACAGGAUCCACUCAUCAAUGAUCCCGAAGCAAGUCAAAGGGUGUUCAAGCCCAUGAACAGGAGCAACGAAUCGGAAAAGAAGACUGAGAUAACCCUCGCCGAUUUGGAAAAGAGUGUGGACCAAUCUGCCAUCCGAAAGAAUGAAGGUGAAGCAGCCAAUUACGGUAUCACAUACGAUGAUUCUUCCUACGAUUACAUGUCCCAUCUCAAGACGGUCGGUAAUGGUGGAUUCGAUUCUUUCCUGAUCGCUGCACCAAGAGGGUCAGGUAUCGCUCGAGGUAUGAAGUCAACUGGCAAGGGUAAAGGGAAAGCAAAGGAAGAUGACAUGUUCGAUCUGCUACCUCAAGAUGUACUUCCCAGUAGAGAACAGAUAUCGGUCUAUGAAGCUCAGAAUAGAGGAGAAGCGAUACCUAGAGAGUUACAGGGAUUACAACCUGAUAUGGACCCACAUCUUCGACAAGUAUUAGAAGCGCUUGAUGAUGAUGCUUUCGUGGACGAUGAAGGAGAUGAAGAGGGAUGGUUCGAUGAGCUGGUUCAUGAUGGAGAAAGAGAAGAAGAGGAAGAAGUACCUUGGGAGUUUAGGGAAUGGGGUGUUGACGAAGGACCUGCACCUGUCGGUGAACUCAAAGAGGAAACGUGGGAGGACAGGUUCAAGGCUUUCAAAAGAGAACAAGCAGCUUUACCAGAUGAAGUGUCCGAUAUUGAUCCGGAAGAAAGGUCAGAAAUGGCAGAUACUGUUGGGUCACUUGCCAGUAACUUUGAUGAUAUGAUGGUUGUUGGCGGGAAGAAAAGAAGAGGGAAGAGAGGACCGAGUGAUGCAUCUGGGAUGAGUAUGAGUAGUUCCAGUAUGUUUAGGACGCAGGGGUUAAGGGAUUUGGAUGAUCGAUUUGACAAAGUUGAGAUGGACUACCUUUACGAUGAAGAGGAAGAAGAGGAAGAAGAAUAUGAAGAUUUUCCCGAUGACGAUACCGCUUCUGUCGCUGCAUCCAGCUUUUCCGUCUCUUCACGAUUCUCUCUCGCAUCACAUGCUGCCAAAGCUGCUGGCGGACCUCCUGAAAUAACUCGAGAUGACUUCGAGGAGAUCAUGGACGACUUUUUGGAAAAUUACGAAGUGGUCGGUCGUCGAAUGCGACCUGCGCUGGGUGGUACUGCUCUGACAGGUACCGAACGAUUCGGUGUUCUCCGGGCGGCUAUUGAUGGCGAAGAUGAUUUGAGAGACGAGAACAGGCGGCGAAUUCUGCAGAUCGAGCAAGAGGAUCGAGAGAAUGGUAAGGCCCGUGAAAAAGUCAAGAAGGAAUCAAAAGAAAAGGUUGAGCAGCCGGAGGAAGAGAAGUGGGAUGUGCAGACCAUUCUUUCUACGUACACCAAUACCGAAAAUCAUCCUGGUAUGAUCCGAUCCCGAAAUGCUGCUCAGAUGAAAGCCCGAGCAGAAAGACAGGCUGCCGCUGCCGCUGCUGCUGAGGUGGACGGCCAGGAAGAAGGGGAUGCUACCGACUCAGGCUCUGAGACUGAACGGGAGACACCUAGAGUAACCGUUGCUCGACCGAAGGGUGAAUUAGCUGAGGAGAAGAAGGCAAGAAAGGCAGCAGUUAAAGCCGAACGAGCGGCUCGACGAGCGGAAAAGAAGUCCCAUACCGAGACCUUUUCCACCGAGAGAAAGCGACAACUUGCGAGCCACAAGAAGCUGGUCAGCAAUGGUCGUGCUGCAGAUGUAGCAGUCGGAAACAAAGGAGUUGUCUCGUUGAGCUAG